ACUUCAAUAACCCCGUUUCGGUUUUCAGUCAGUGAAAUGUCAGCGCGACAGGCUGCGACAAAUGUCGGUGCGACGCCGUAAUAACAAAGUGAUUUUCCAGCGCGUUUUCCGCGUCUGUUUUCCACGUUCCGCUGAAAAUGAGCGUCGUGUGCAAGGAGGUCUUCGACGAGACCAGUCACCCCUCCGUCGAAGAAGUCAAAGAUUAUGCAAUAAAAUUGGGCAUAGAUCCAGAUUCAGAGCCCCAUUUAAUCCCAUUGGCUGCUGAGGGGUUGAUGAAAGCCUUGCCACCAGGAUGGAAACCUUGCUACGACGACAAUUCGAAAUCGUACUAUUACUACAACAACCUAACGAAAAAGACACAAUGGGAACAUCCAUUGGACGACGUCUACAGAGGCCUGGUAAAAAAGGCGAGGGCGGAGAGCCAAUCGUUGAGUCUGGGUGAACCGACCGAAGACGCAACUUACGGCAGAGAAGAAAUCCCGAGCUACGAGGAGCCGAUCAAUCCGCAACAUUUCGCUGUUAAAGGCUUGGAGGCGAUCAGUUUGGGAGCCAGGAAGAAAGAUUUGAAACUGUCGCCGAUAAAACACAGCACGAUUUUGAGGAGUCCCUCCGGAAGUCCAAAACACGAGUCGAGAUUGUACAAGCAAAAAUCUGAGGAGUAUCCGUUCGCGGAUCACAGACCCGCGUUGAGCACCUUUAGUAGCUUCGACGACAAAGAUAAGGAUGGUAAGUUCAGCAGACAUCCGAGAAACAUCGACAACAAAACUGAGUUGAAAGUCAUGGGUGGUGGUUUGAAUUUUCUCAAAUCGAACACGAAAAAGCAGCAGGAUGUUCCGUCCCCCAGUUUUUCCAAAGCAGAACCGGACAAUCAGCCUAAAAGUAUUUUACGAGGUUUGGAACACUCGAAAAGUGUCGACUUCGAACGAUUAUCCCUCUUGGAGAAGUCAGACAAGGAAGACGACGACAAGAAAAGUGUGCGAUUUAAUUUGGAAAGUACCGACGGUGCUCUAACGUUUUCAGACAAAAGUUCAAGCGAGGAAGAUAUAAAAAGCAGCGACAACAAGAAACCAGAGGACGUGAUCAACGUUAAAGUCACACCAGCACUUAAUAAAAUCCUGGGCUCUGUGGACACGGCAAACAGCAAUUUAAAACUCAUCAAACCUAAUCCAUCCGACUUUAUUAAACCUAAACUAACCAUCAGCAAAGGUUCAGAUUCAGAAGAGGAUUCGUUCAUUAAAAGUCUAGACAAACAAGGCAAAAAUAACCCCGAGUCUUUUUUCGAAGGCGACGAAUUUCUAGAGGGUAAAGAUCAAACUAAACAACUUGGCAUGAAGGCCGACAAGAAGAUGUCGAUGUUAAAACAAACCAUAUGGGAGGAAAAGAACGAUGAACUUGUCAAGUUUCGUAGCAGCCUCAAAGAAUCGCACAAGGAGGAACUGGAACGGAUUUUAAUCAACGAAAAGACAAAUCAUGAAAACAACAUCAAGGCGGAACUAGAAAAUUUGCGUAAGGAAAUGGAGAGUCGAACUGUUGGAACGUUGAAGUCUGAACGCAUUAAAUUGGAUAAUGAACUGAACAACUUAAAGUUGAGCCUAGAAAAAGAGAUUAAGGCUGAAGAAGAACAUCUCAAGUCCCACUUUUCUAGUAAGAAGGAGGAAUUGGAACGGUAUUAUGAGGAAAAAUUAGCGGAGGUUGAGAAAGAAUUGGCAGAAAGAGUGGAGACCAACAGAGAUGAACUGAUUAUGACGCAUAACGCGACUAUUGAGCAACUUAAGCAAAACCACUCUAUUAUCAUUGAGGAACUUAAGAGAGAGUUUCAGGUUGAGGAACAAAAUCUACGCAAAGAACACCAGUCACAAAUGGCAGAAAUCCGAUCUCGGAUGCAAGAUCAGGACCCGAAGCUGAAGCAGGAUGUGGACGAGCGCACGUUCGAAAAGAUGCGAUGCGACAAACGGUUGCUGGAAGACAAAUACAGAUGCAUGAAAGAGAAAUACCUACGAUUGAAGACGGAAGUGAAAAUGUCCAUUGAAAAGCGCCAUCGGAAAAAGGACAGCACAACUACAACAGCCAACACGAACACUACAGGUUCAGAAACUGAACAAAGCCAUUCGAAUAACAAGGAAAGAACUCCGUUGAAUUCGCCCUCCAAGAAGGUUACCGAAAAGCCUCCAACUCCGAAGAGUGUUAACGUAAAGGAACAACAACGGAAGGUCGUGAUACAAGAUGUGGACACGUCCAUCAGUGAUAAUUAUCAAAAUGAAGAUCAUGCGAACAGAAACGACAAUCCGGUGGAUUACGAAUCGUCUGACACCAGUUUGAAGAAUGCGGGGCGUCGCAAAAAAUUGUUCCCAAAACCAAAAACAUUUUCGGCGGCAAGAGGAGGAACGUCGAAGACAAAGUUGAAACCUACUACUAGACCUUGUUCACCUGUGGAGAAUUUAAGAAGACAGUUACAGAAGUUGGAGGACUUAGAAGAUCAAUUUCCUCAAAAUGCACAAGGAGAUACUUAUCAUUUACGUUACCCAUUUUCAGACGGGCAGAAAUUCGAAGGAAGUUCAGAGUUGGAAUUCUUCCGGCAUCGGAUCCACUUGGAAAGGGAUUCGAUUAAGCGCGCCAAAGAGAGUUUGAGGAAUCAAAAAUCCGUCUUCCAGCAACGACAAAAGGACCUAAAAUUGAAACAUGGCUCAAUGGCUAGACAUACCUUGCAACAACUAUGUCAGGAAGAGAAAGAACUGACAGAUAUGGAAGUAUCUUUGCAUAGAACCAGAAGUCUUUUAGGCGAAAAAGUGAUUCGUCUAAGACAUCUAGAACAGUCACUGCAACGUGCUAAUCUUUCCAAUGAACAGAAGAUCGAGGAUGCAACAUUAAGCGACAUUUCAUCUCACAGCGCCAGCUCUGGCAUCAGUUCCACAGAGUUCGCCACAGCACCAGAUGCAAACUUCGGUAAGAGUCUGAUGAAGGUGGAGCAGUACCAAGAGAGCUCCGAAAUUAUACAAAGUUUGGAGAAUCUCAAUUCGGAAAUCAGAGAGAUUUGGGACGUGUUGCGGACUCAACAGCAACAAUCGAACAUAGCCACUGUAAUCCCACCCUUUGUGUACCCCGAUUUGGGCUGGCCGGUGUUGGCCGGAGCGGCAGCGGCCGCCGCCAACUCUGUGCCCGCUCCACCCUCCAUACCGACGCUCGCCGACCGUUUGCACAACUAUCGACAACAAGUGGCGCUGGCGAAUGCGCAAAGCACGAUGGUGACGCACCAUGCGACCAACCAACAGGCCACCACCACUCUUGUGGAACGUACGAGGAAUUUGAGGCAUUGGCUUAGACAGACAGGCGCCGAUCUGGGCGGCAAUGACGGUAAUGCGCCCCAGGCCACACUGUAAAUUGUUGUUCAUGAUUGACGAGAUGAGUUUGAUGGAUGGGACUUUAUUAUCGUUUAUAACAUCACGUUUUCUUUACAUUAGGUUUAAUAAUUAAAAUUAGUUAAUUUUUUUUAAGUCAGAAAGAUAAUUUAUUAAGUUAAAAGUCUGUUAAUUUAUUAUGUUUAUUUAUUUAUCUCCGAUGAGUAUUUAUUUAUUUUUGUGUAAUAUAAUUUUAAAAUAAUUAUUUGCUUUGUUGUUCUUUUUUCCAGAUUUUUAGCACUGUUCGUCAAACUCUGACGCAAAUCAAUCGUAUGUUAUUUGCGGUCUUUUUGGUACUGAUAACUAAAACUGCCCGCGUUUUAGUUUUACAUAAAUCAGUCUUUCCAGUAAAUGAUCUGAAACCAUGUUAAAUUUAUACAAAGAAUCUUCCCUUAUCCUUACACCUACUGCAGGGUAUAUAGUAAAUAUCACCAUCUAAUCUCCCAUUGUUCCCAAUGUUUUCUCAUCAACAAUCAAAAACGAGUAGAGUAGUGGUCUCACUAGUCUCACAUAUUAAGGAAUAGGAGUAGUGAUUUUAAAAUUUUGCAUAUUUACAGGUCCCUAAAUAGUAGUGAAAGGAGUAUUGUAGGAUAUAUUAGAAUUAAUUUUCUCUAGUCCAAAUAGUAACAUUUAAAACUAAAUAAUACCCAAUUAAAAUGUAAUUAAUUAGAAGCGAUCAACAAAUUUCGAUGGCAUAGGUUUACUUUCACUCAAUUAUGCACAACUCCAAUACAAUUGCAUAAUUGAUUGGAUUACCAGUAACUAUAAUAUUCAAAACAAAUUUGUAUAAAUAGUUUACCAAAGUAUUCAUAUAACCAACACAAACAGCUUUGUAGAUGUUGUCGCAAAGUUGCAAAUAGAUUUAUAAAUUACAAUCUGUGCUGAAUUUCGUUGAUCCAAGAACUAAAUGCCAAAACUAAUCUAAACAUCUACCGCACGAAGAGCCAAAUUUAAAUCGUAAGACUUGAUUAAGUAAGCCUUAUUUUAAAAAAUCAAAAUUAAAUUAUUGUUAAUUCUAAAAAUUUCUACUUACCUUGUGAUAUAUCAACUGUAUUUUCUUGUAAGUCUGGACUGUUUUUAAACAAUGAAACAUUGUUUUAAAGCACUCUGAACAGAUUUCCCUUAACAAUUCUUUGACUGAAUGUGUAAUCUAUUUGUGAUAUGUUUUAGUGUAUUGGAACACUUUAAAUGUUGAAUUUUGAAUAUUGUUCAAGAUUAUAAAUGUAGUACUCUGUGAGCACAAUCUUUAUUACCAGAUUUUAUGCAUGAAAUUAUCAUUUUGAUUUAUCUUGAGAGAUUUUUUACUUUGGAUAUGUAUUUUAACUUUUGUUUAAGUGAAAAUAUUUUUUAUAUUUGCAUACACAUGUAUUAUUUUAUAAUAUACCUAGAUAUAGUACAAUUUCAGUGCCAAUAAUGUAUUUUUAAAGAGAGAUUGUUUCAAACUAUAUUUGGACAAGUUUAAAAAACGUCACAAAAUGCUAAUUACGUUUUAUUUCUAGUCAUUAACAUUUUUUGCACAAAUGUUGUAAAUAUUUACUCCAAAAAUUAUAGUUAUAUGUAUAUUAUAAUAAAUAAAUUAA
This is a messenger RNA of Aethina tumida (small hive beetle), 4975 nucleotides long. RefSeq names its product centrosomal protein of 164 kDa (gene Cep164). Gene Ontology annotation, molecular function: protein binding. Bases 138 to 3377 code for a protein of 1079 amino acids. The record is from RefSeq and is a predicted model, not a curated record. Lineage: Eukaryota; Metazoa; Arthropoda; Insecta; Coleoptera; Nitidulidae. The transcript is spliced from 8 exons.